Messenger RNA from Penicillium manginii, 639 nucleotides. Its product is annotated as WW domain protein. The annotation marks the transcript as partial. The transcript is spliced from 2 exons. NCBI's taxonomy places the organism in Eukaryota, Fungi, Ascomycota, Eurotiomycetes, Eurotiales, Aspergillaceae. The record is from RefSeq and is a predicted model, not a curated record.
GCAGUCCCUACCAAGCACCACCCCCUCAAGGAAGCCCUUACCAAGCCCCCCCCCCUACAACCAACAACCCCCCCCAAUACGACAACCGCCCCCCCCUACGAACGAAGCCCCUACAGCGCCCCUCCCCCCCCGGCGCCCGCCCCCCACCAAACCCACCCCCACCCGCACCACCAGGCUGGCACCAAGAAUGGGAACCCUCAACCCGCCGCGCCUUCUGGGUCGAAGAAGCAACCGGACGCUCGCAAUGGGAAUCCCCCUUCCCAGCCUCUGCACCCCAAGGCCCUCAAAGCGGCUACUACGACGGCUCACGAAGCGUUCCACCCCCAGAGGGCGGAUACUAUGCGCCUCCCCCCCGGCCCUCCCCCGUCUGGCUACGAUGAGCGCGGAUACAGCGGUGGCGGCGGCUAUGCCCCGCAGGAGGAGGAGAAGAAGUCCAGUAAUAUGGGCAAAUAUCUUGCGGCUGGUGCGGCGGGUUUGGCGCUUGGUGGUAUUGCGGGUGCAGUGAUUGAGCAUGAGACUAACUCUGAUGACUCCUCUGAUCGUGAGGAACAAGAGGAACGGGAGAAUGAGAUGCGCAGGGAGGCUUAUGAGGAUGGUAGGGAGGAUCAGGCUGAGUAUGAUGAGGAGUAUUAUGAUUAG